CAGAAUUUUCCCCCAGAACCCCGGCUACUAUAUUUAUUAUUUGAGAUUGCGUGCUUCGGUUCUCAGAAAUGUCGAUUCCCUUCAACGGCACCCGUUCGCGUUCUGCCGGGGUAAUCAGUGCGAUUGCUAAGCAUCUGAGAACGCUAUCUUUAAAACCGGUAAAAUCCAUCGAGAUCAAGUUCGAUCCGUUUCACGAGAAAUCUUUGGAGACAAGAGGUUUUCUGUUUCACAUCACAACUCCGAAAAUAAUUGCUACUAAUCCGAGGUGCACUGUAAAGCCAGAGAUUCGUUCUGAUUUAUCCGAACCCGUAGUCACAUUUAAUUUACCCGGUGAUAGGAUCAUUUGCAAGGCAGGAAACUUGACUUCUUUGAAUCUAUUGGAACUGUACAAUAAACACAUCACACCGUUGGCUCCAGUCGAGGUUGAAACCGACGUUAAAGUUCCGCUUGUCGUAAAGAAGAAGAGCACGAAGAACAGGAUUAGGAUUAAACCGGGAAGCAAGCGCCGAGGAGUGAUCUUAAAAUGCUAAGUGAAUUUCGACAAUAUUAAAGAGAAUAUUUAAGUACGAAUGUACAAGUGAAAGAAUAAAGUGCUUAGAGAAUCUGAA
This is a messenger RNA of Ceratina calcarata, 608 nucleotides long. RefSeq names its product mitochondrial ribosomal protein L53 (gene mRpL53). Lineage: Eukaryota; Metazoa; Arthropoda; Insecta; Hymenoptera; Apidae. The transcript has 3 exons. Gene Ontology annotation, cellular component: mitochondrial large ribosomal subunit. The record is from RefSeq and is a predicted model, not a curated record. The coding region runs from base 69 to 530 and encodes 153 amino acids.